AGCAAGGAAACGGCAGAGCAAGAGAGAGAAGCAGCUCCUUUACUCUGAGAAAGCAGCCAGCUGAUCACACAAGAGGCAGAAUGAAAGCCUUCCUCCUCACCAUUGCUGCAGUGCAGAUUCUCCACUGCUCAGGAGUACCAAACCCUGAGGACGCUUUGCGGGCAGCUGUUAUGAAGCUGAAUGAAAUAAGUGAAAUCAGUCACCUUUGCCGUACCAUCAGCAGCACAGUGAUAGAUCUUUCUCCCACUGGAAAAUUCUCCUACAACGUGGAUUUGGCAUUUUCUGUGAAAGAAACCGUCUGCUCCAAAAAUUCUGGGCUCGAGUUUGAUGAUUCUAGCUGCAGUUUCCGGCCCACAAAGAUUGCUGAGACAGCUACAUGCAGGAGUCGUGUUAAAUAUUUAGCUGAUGAGGUACUCGAUGUUGAUGUUGAAUGUCAUGGCUUCAAAAAGGCCAGGGGCAAUGGAGACUCGCUGGAGAGGCAGAGGAGUGAAAGUGAAAUACGCAGAGGCAACAAAGAGCAGAGUGACAUUUUUCAAGGAGGGAAGGUUCACAGCAAACCCACCAAAGGCAGAAAAGGCCACAGAAAACAAUCAUCAAGGGCCAGUCAUAACAGAGGAUCAUCAGAAUUGACUAACAGCAGUGAAGAGCUGAAAAUGACAUCAAGGGAAUCAUGGAUGGAGGAAUCUCUAAACGAAUAUGAUGAUUCAAGAUUCCGACACUAACCCAAGAUAAAUCUUCUGGAACGUUAAGCUUGGUGUGAACACAAGAAGACCUCAUUUCGAUUAAAGAAGAUAUUAUCAUAUAUUGUUCAUAUAUCAGGAAAAACAUGUUACGACAACAAAAGUUUUCUGCGCUUUGUAUAUGGCCUCAUCUGUGUAUUGUCUUUCAUGUUAAUGCUCAUAUGAUGAACAACACGAUAAAUGUUCCCUGGCACUCUUCAAACUGAUGUUACUUUUCAUUUCACUGGUAAACUUAGGAAUUCUAGUGCGGAGAGUGAGCAAUCUGCCUGCCACACAAUGCCAGAUUUCCUCCGUUUAACAUGCUCUACUAGGUCUUUCGCUACAAAAGAACAGGAGUGGGGAGAAGGACAAUUGAAAUGGGGAACUUCACACUUUAUUUCCCCAGUAUGGAAAUUUGAAAAUGCCUGCACGGCGGAAGUGAAUUGUGAAAUUAGUGCCCUGUAUCAUGGGUAGAAGUUGAACAAAGACUUUGGCUGUGCCCUGUCUUAUUGGAACCACUUCUCCUAAAAUUGGUGUUAAGUCCCAAUCAAGCCUGCUGUGCAACUUGUCUCAGUCUCCAGAUUUGCAGGGAGGGAAUUUAUAAAAACAGAAAACUCAUAGCAGGUUUGGGCCUGCAUGAAAAAUGAAAAGACAAUAGUUUUUUGUCUAAGUGGUCUCUAGGAGUUUCUGUGGGCAAUUAGUUCAGAAAACAACGUACAAAAGAAUGGGAGCCCUCUUUUCCAAUGAGUAUCGUGUGAGAGGUAAAGUGGCAUUACCAGAAAGUUGACAAAACAGCCCUCGCUGUGGAAAGUCAACACGCUCAGUCCAUGUAGCCUCAACACAGCAGUCAUUGCAAGCGAGGGUGCAGUGAAAGGAUGUGGACAGAGUGGCGGCGAUCAUUGUUAUUUACCCUGUUAUUUGUUUAUGCUGCUCUUCAGUUAUCUUCGUCAGAUGCAUAUUUAGAAUUGGACCUCUCUAUUCUAUCCCCAAGUGCAGGAGUUGAGACUUCAGAUGAUUUACUUCUCCAAAUCCACACUGUUCCACUGUCAUAGUGCAGUGUGAGAGAGAGAGUUAGCCAAUUACCACCAACCAUCAUUUAGGAAAAGAAAAGAUGCCUUGAGACCAGUUAAAUAACUAAGGAGAGUGCUCCCUGUUUGUUGAAUUGUUCUGAUCACAUCUAUAUUUUUUUAAGGCAAUCUACUCUGUUUAAUUGAAAUUUGAUCAAUAAAUUGAUGAUUUUAUGACUCAUAUAA
Rhincodon typus (whale shark) is the source of this 1972-nucleotide messenger RNA. It is a transcript of the gene spp2, whose product is annotated as secreted phosphoprotein 2. NCBI's taxonomy places the organism in Eukaryota, Metazoa, Chordata, Chondrichthyes, Orectolobiformes, Rhincodontidae. The coding region runs from base 81 to 722 and encodes 213 amino acids. The record is from RefSeq and is a predicted model, not a curated record. The transcript is spliced from 6 exons. Gene Ontology annotation, biological process: bone remodeling. Gene Ontology annotation, cellular component: extracellular region.